AUGCCAUUCACGACAACAACACGUGUUUUGCAUAAACACUAGACUUUGCCGCAGAGUUUGGUGGAAGUGAUCCGUGAAGUGAUGGGUAAAGCGAAGAAACUGAAGCACUUGAAAGCCAUUAGGAAUGGCCCACUCGACCAACAAAUGUCAGGUCAGAUGGUGGUCACCCCGAAGGACAGACACAAAGCCAAGUAUAAGGACACCGAUGAAGACACUCAACGACCGAAUUAUAUCGAUCCGAAACUGACGGCACGGAUACUAAAGUCUGCGCGAAAACAACAGACAGAACUCGAGGAGGAAUUGGCCGACAAUUCAGAGCCACAGACGAGCCGUUUCGGUGGUGACCGACGAGACACACGAAAGACAAAACUGACGAACCCUUUGGAUGAGGACGAGUCGGACAGCGAUGACAACGAGUCGGCCGAUGAGGCGGUCGAUGACUACUACGAGUCGAUUGAGAUCACCGGCGAAGACGAGCGCGCGUUAGAAGUGUUUAUGAAUAAGGAUUCCGUGAAACGCAAGACUUUGGCCGAUGUUAUCGCUGAGAAGAUCAGGGAAAAGGAGACCGAAAUACAGACACAACUGUCCGACGCCACGGGUAUUAACAUUCAGGACUUGGAUGACAAAGUGGUUGAGCUCUACAAAGGCGUGAAACUGGUUCUGUCGCGGUAUAGGAGCGGCAAACUGCCCAAAGCUUUUAAGAUAAUACCGGCGCUCGCCAAUUGGGAACAGAUAUUGCAGAUCACAGACCCGGAUGGGUGGACAGCGGCGGCAAUGAUGGCGGCGACGCGUAUAUUCACGUCUAAUCUGAAGGAACGGAUGGCUCAGCGCUUCUAUAAUCUGAUUCUAUUGCCGCGACUCAGGGAUGACAUCGAAGAGUAUAAACGUCUCAAUUUCCACUUAUAUCAGGCGCUCAGGAAAUCGCUCUUCAAAUCGGCCGCCUUUUUCAAGGGUAUUAUACUUCCGUUGUGUGAGUCCGGCAACUGUACGCUCCGGGAGGCUGUCAUCAUAGGCUCAGUGAUGGCCAAACAGCACAUCCCGAUCCUGCACUCGUGCGCCGCUAUGCUUAAGAUCGCCGAAAUGGACUAUUCGGGCGCCAACUCUGUGUUCCUUCACAUACUCAUCAACAAGAAGUAUGCCCUCCCGUACCGAGUGGUCGACGCCUUGGUCUACCAUUUCCUACGCUUUUCUAAUGAUAAGCGUCAGUUACCGGUGCUUUGGCAUCAGUGCCUACUUGUGUUCGUACAGCACUAUAAACAAGACUUGUCUUCAGAGCAAAAGGACGCGCUGUUGGAACUGUUGAGAGUUCAGUCUCACUAUCACAUCACACCUGAGAUCAGGAAAGAGUUGUUGAACUCUAAGAGCAGGGAUGAGAUAGUGGUUGAGAGCUCUGUUGGCACACCAUCUGUGGCCGACACUAUGGACACGGAAUCGCGCGAAGCCAUUGAUAAUUCAUAAUUAUAUUUAGUAAUUAUAAUAAGACUGUAAAUAUGAUUAUAUUCAGACAAAUCUUAAAUAAAAUUUUUUUAUUAUAUUCAAAACAAA
Oppiella nova is the source of this 1545-nucleotide messenger RNA. The record is from the annotation of a GenBank genome assembly. NCBI's taxonomy places the organism in Eukaryota, Metazoa, Arthropoda, Arachnida, Sarcoptiformes, Oppiidae.